This is a messenger RNA of Empidonax traillii (willow flycatcher), 2768 nucleotides long. It is a transcript of the gene TTF1, whose product is annotated as transcription termination factor 1. The record is from RefSeq and is a predicted model, not a curated record. NCBI's taxonomy places the organism in Eukaryota, Metazoa, Chordata, Aves, Passeriformes, Tyrannidae. Bases 27 to 2231 code for a protein of 734 amino acids. The transcript is spliced from 11 exons.
GCACUUUCAGGCUGAGUCCAGCUGUGAUGCACAUCUGUUCCCCAGAGAAGGCGUCAGUUUUUCAUAGGCACUUUGCAAAACCAACUGGUUUGAAAAAAAAAAUGAAAGGAAUGGCACGUGCAGAUGAUUUUCAAGGCCAGGAUUUCCUCAAGAAGAGGAAGAAGAAGAGAAAACACAAGGAGUGCAACAGCCAGCGUGGGAAUGAUGGGAGUGGGGGUGACCCGGAGCUCGGGCGAGCUUCCCCUCUGCUGUUGGAAAACGCGGCAGCGCAGGGUGAGGAGGGCAGCAAGAAGAAGAAAAAACAAGCCCCAAACAAGGGGAAAAAGCAGCAGCAGGCUUCCAUAGCUGAUUAUUGUGUGAGAAUGGACCAGGAGAUUACCAAUGGAACAGGAGUGGAGGCUCCCCAGAAGCAGAGAAGGAAGCAGGAGUGCAGCGAGAGCACGGACGAGCAGAGCGAUGUCACCUGCGUGCUGGUGAACCAGCACAGCCCCGGGGGCUGCCAGGACAGCACUAUGGAUUAUGUGUACAUCAAAAAAUCCUCCAAGAAGAAGAAGAAGAAGAGGAAAGCAAAGCUGCCUGAGGCGGGUGAGGAGCACGAGGAGCCUCCCUCCCAAAGAGGCAGCGAGAACAGCAGAGAGAAACCCAAGAAGAAGAGGAAGAAGAGGAGAGGCAGCAGUGCCCAGGACGGGCAGGAGGACACAGAUGGAGCUGCUGACCAAUCAUCUCCAGGGCGAAACAGGCCAGCAAGGGACAAAGGGUCAUCUUUACCUGCCAAGGAGGAGCAGAGGCACAAGGGUGGUGACUCUGAUGCUGCUUCUGCCACCAGUGAGCUCUCAGUGGAGGUGCCUGCUGGUUUUUCCACACCCAGUAAAGCACCUAAUCAAACUCAGAAAACACCAGGAUAUGCUAAAAAGACAAUUAAAAGCAGCGCUUUAGUCUCUGAAGAAAGUUCUUCAGACUCAGAUGAGAUGACCCCAGAACCCUCAGCAUCAAAUAAAAAGAAGAGCCAGAACGGCUCCUUUGCUGAGAUGGCAGCCUCUGAUGAGGUGAGUGUGGAUGAUGAUGAAUACGUGGACUCUGUCACGUCUUCAUUCAUGGAUUUGGACACUGCCAGGCAAGAAUUGAAAGAGUUCAUUCCUCACGUGGAGAAUAUCUCAGAUGGUUCCAUCAAGAAGAUGGUUGGAAGAGACCUGCCAAGGUUUAAAGAGUUUAAAAAACAAGGUGUUGCUGUCAAGUUUGGCAGAUUUACCCAGAAGGAAAACAAUCAAAUCCGGAAAAACGUUGAAGAAUUUUUAUCCAUCAGUGGGAUAGACAGUGCUGAGAAACUCCUGUUCACUUCCAGGUAUCCAGAAGAUAAAGAAACCAUCAAUCGCCUCAAGACAGAGCACGAGUUCUGUACGAAAAUCUCUGAGGGCAUACCUCGACCCUGGAGGCUGAUAUAUUACAGAGCAAGGAAGAUGUUUGACCCCAAUAAUUAUAAAGGAAGGUACAGUAAGGAAGAAAAAGAACAAUUAAAGAAGUAUCAGGCUAUGCAUGGCAACGACUGGAAGAAGAUUUCUGAGUUGAUGUCCCGUUCUAACCUCUCAGUUGCUAUGAAAUUCUCUGAAAUCAAGUCAGCUAUUAAUUACGGUCCUUGGAGAAAGGAAGAGGUCCAGAAGUUGAAGCAUGCAGUGAAGGAAGUGAUAAGGAAAAGAGUGGAACAUGGAAGAUCUUCCUCACUGGAACAGCCAGACAGAGAUCUCUGGGUUGACCGCGAGAAACUGUGCCAGCACCUACCAUGGACUGAGAUUGAAACCAAAGUGGGGAGUCGAUACUGGAGACAAUGUAAACAGAAAUGGAAUUCAAUUCUGGUAGAGAAGAUGUCCAAGGGGCAGCAGUUAGAUAUAUGGAUCAAGAGAUUACAGAACAAGAUCACUCUCAUUAAAAGGCUGUAUGAAAUGAAAGUGGAGGAUGCCAAUGAAGUAAACUGGGAAGAACUCUGUGAUGCUAUUGGAGAUGUCACUGGAGCCUAUCUCCAAGCCCUGUUUUAUAGGCUUAAAGUCUCCUUUGUCCCUUUUUGGCAAAAAAAGACUUUUCCUGAAAUUAUGGAUUUUCUGUUUCAAUACAAGCUCCCAGAAUUAGAAGAACAGUUAAGAAAAAAGCACCUCAGUUCUGAUGAUUUAUCAGCCAGUCAGGAGAAAAAGGCUUUCCGACUCAGUGACAUUUUUGACUCCGGUGAAGAGAGUGAUUAAAUGGGACUGUCCUAAAAGCAACUCCUCAUUUGCAUUUUAAACUGCAGAUGGAUCUGGUUGAGAGUGGGUGCAGCUCAGCAACUGCAGGUACACAGGCUGUGGAGUGAUGGGAAAAGUCAAGAUGGGCACGUCUGAUUUUCUUCUUCCAUGUUGAAGACAGUUCAGUAGAGCUUUUGAGCCACUUUUUAUUACUUUCAUUUAGUUCUGGGUUUAGAAGCCUUCAUUGCUUUUUAAAUGUCUUAACAUACGAUUUUUUUUACUGAUUUGUUUCCUGUGAAAUUAAAAACUGCUGUUUUCCUUUGAUGAAUAAACUUGGUUUUCAGAACUUUAUUUUUUUAAAGUUAUUUAAAAUUCAUGUCAUGGGAAAAAGACUUUCAAUUUGGUUUUAAAUCUCUGUAAUAACCAAAUCUUGAAACGUCUGUGUUGAUGGAAACAGCACAACUUUUGAGGUUUUUUUUUUUAACAGGUAUAUCUUGUUCUUAAAAGCACCUGAUUUUAUUUUUGAUGUAGAUUUACACUUUUCUCAACCCUCCCAGA